Rasamsonia emersonii CBS 393.64 is the source of this 507-nucleotide messenger RNA. RefSeq lists its product as uncharacterized. The record is from RefSeq and is a predicted model, not a curated record. The annotation marks the transcript as partial. The transcript has a single exon. NCBI's taxonomy places the organism in Eukaryota, Fungi, Ascomycota, Eurotiomycetes, Eurotiales, Trichocomaceae.
UGUAUUUUGAGAUUUAAUUUAUGCAAUAAAAAAAAAGAAAAGAAAAGAAAAGAAAAGAAAAAUUGGAAAUCUUACUUCCGUCCCGCGGUUAACCCGACCGCGAGGCCGAUAAUCAAAGCGAUGAUUAUCACCACUCCAGCUAUUAUCCCACCGACGAGGAGCCGACGUUUUCGCCGGUCGUUCGCGAAUGGCAGCCUUGUAUCUAUGACCUCCCUCAAUUUUCUCAAACUGGUAACUGCGAACGGCCAAGCGAAUUUCGACUUUCGUGCUUCGCUAGAACUGGAACGGGCGGCUUCCCAUUCUAGUGUCGGUCCCUUUUCAUGGUCAACUGGUGCUGCUGCGUCUGGAGGCGCUGUUGCUUGUUGCGACACCGUUGCUUCAGGUGGAGACGCGCCUUCGGGCGAAGCCACUGCUUCGGGUGAUCCAGCAGGUGCAGGUGCAGGUGAAGCCACUGGUACUGGCUUUCGCUUGGGUACUGUAGAGGUAGGAUAUCGGGGCGGCGAUUGA